AUGGAACAAGAGAUGGCAGACAUAGAGGCACAAACGCAAGCAACAGACCAAGAAACCACCACCAUCUUCAAGAAAGCUAAUCGUCCUGUUACGCUAAAGGUACGUUGUGGUGGAGAAAGGGUUUUUGUGGAGAUUAUAAAAUGGUUUGAGGACGUAGUUUACACGGUUACAAUGAAGAAAGAAGGGUGCCUGAAGAAGAAAUCGAAAUCCGAAGAGAAAAUAAUAUUGAAGGGAAUCUCAGGAUUGGUGCUACCUGGAGAGAUGUUGGCCAUGCUUGGCCCUUCAGGCAGUGGCAAAACAACUCUCCUAACAGCAUUGGGAGGCCGACUCAGCGGCCGACUUGGUGGCACCACCACUUACAAUGCCAAGCCCUUUUCAAACAUCAUGAAGCGUAAUACAGGCUUUGUCACACAAGAUGAUGUUCUCUACCCUCACCUGACUGUGACAGAAACACUGGUUUUCACUGCUCUUCUUCGGUUGCCUAAAAGUUUCAGUAAAGAAGAAAAGAUCAGGCACUCUGAAGCUGUGAUAACUCAACUUGGAUUGACUAGGUGUAAGAACAGCAUUAUAGGUGGUCCUUUUCUGAGAGGCGUUUCCGGGGGUGAGCGUAAAAGAGUCAGUAUUGGGCAAGAAAUGUUGAUAAAUCCAAGCCUGCUUUUCUUGGAUGAACCCACAUCUGGCCUUGAUUCUACAACUGCUCAACGGAUUGUUUCGACGUUAUGGGAGCUUGCUAAUGGAGGAAGAACAGUUGUGAUGACAAUACACCAGCCCUCGAGCAGGCUUUUUUACAUGUUCCAUAAGGUUUUACUGUUAUCUGAAGGUAAUCCUUUGUAUUUUGGGAAGGGAGCAGAGGUCAUGGAUUACUUCUCAAGCAUUGGAUUCGUUCCAUCGGUUGCCAUGAAUCCCUCUGAUUUCUUGUUAGAUCUUGCAAAUGGUGUUACAUCAGAUGAUUCACGGGUUGAUCGUCAAACUGUAAUCAAGCAGAGUUUGGUUUCUGCUUUUAAGACCAGUCUGGCUGCGAAUUUGAAGGCAGAACUGCAAGCAAUUGACUGUAAGCUCCAAGAUCAAGGAUUAGAAGAAAAGCAGUUUGCACGGUGGACCACAACGUGGUGGGAACAGUUUUCAGUACUGUUAAGAAGAGGGGUGAAAGAAAGAAAGCACGAGUCUUUCUCUGGGCUUAAGAUUGGUCAGGUGUUGGUGGUAGCUUUCCUAUCGGGAUUACUAUGGUGGCAAUCUGAUGUCACUCACUUACAAGAUCAGAUAGGGCUUCUCUUCUUCUACUCUGGGUUUUGGGGAUUCUUCCCUCUGUUCCAAGCUAUUUUUACUUUCCCUCAAGAACGCAUGAUGCUUGAAAAGGAGAGGUCUUCUGGCAUGUAUAGGCUCUCCUCGUAUUUUAUGGCAAGAACUAUCGGUGACCUUCCCAUGGAGCUUGUCCUUCCCACAGUUUUUGUUACCAUAACCUAUUGGAUGGCAGGCCUCAAUCCCACAGCCGAAAACUUCUUGUACACCUUACUUGCUCUCUUAUACAGUGUAUUAGUUUCUCAAGGCCUAGGACUCGCCCUCGGUGCUCUGGUGAUGGACCAAAAAUCGGCUACUAUACUCGGAUCAGUCAUCAUGCUUUCCUUCCUUCUAGCCGGUGGGUACUAUGUUCAACAUGUUCCUCCCUUCAUAUCCUGGAUCAAGUACAUAUCUAUCAGCCAGUAUACAUACAAGCUCUUGUUGGGGUCUCAGUACGACUCCGGUGACACUUAUCGAUGUGGUAGCAAUGCCACUUGUUUGGUUGAGGACUUCCCUUCAAUAAAGGCUGUCGGGCUCAACGAGAAAACCCUCUCGGUGGUUGCUUUGGCCCUAAUGCUGGUAGGUUACCGGCUCAUGGCUUAUAUCGCUCUCAUGAGGAUUGGAGUGACAAGAAAAUAG
Molecule: messenger RNA, 1917 nt
Organism: Ilex paraguariensis (yerba mate)
Lineage: Eukaryota; Viridiplantae; Streptophyta; Magnoliopsida; Aquifoliales; Aquifoliaceae
Source: the annotation of a GenBank genome assembly